ACAUGAUUCAAAACGCAAUAAAACGAAGAGAGUGAAUUUUUCAAAAUCGAAUUUUCUUUUUAGUGGCCAAACAUAUUAAUUGAAAUUGGUAUUUGUUUUUCUUCUAUCAACAAUCAUGGUCGCAACAUUGAUAUCCGAUGUGUUGUCCAGCACUACUAAUUCAACAAGUGGCGAUGUAUCAUUUUGGUCACGGCUGAACGAAGUAAAAUUCAUCCAUGGUUAUAUUGCAUCAUUUUCUGUCAUUAUUGUUUCAGAAUUGGGUGAUAAAACUUUUUUUAUUGCGGCUAUAAUGGCUAUGCGUCAUUCAAGAUUAAAAGUCUUUGCUGCUGCCAUGUUCGCCAUAUUGAUCAUGAACACAUUGGCUGUGUUGAUGGGUAUGGCAACAACUGUUAUACCACCGGUCGUAAUUAAAUAUGUAUCCAGUGGUCUUUUUCUAAUAUUUGCCAUUAAAAUGUUUUAUGAAGGUUGUAAAAUGAGUGAUGAAGAUACCAAGGAAGAAAUGGAGGAAGUUCAAAAAACAAUAAAUAAAAAAGAACUAGAUUCAUCUACUGAUUAUGAAAGUAUAUCGCAUCAAGAUCCUGAAACUGGUAUUAUCAUAGCACCUCGUAAACUAUCGGUAGCAACAAAAAUAAGACGAAAAUUAAUGCAAUACGUAUCAUUAGUUUUUAUCGAAACAUUCACUAUGACCUUUUUAGCCGAAUGGGGUGAUAGAUCUCAAAUAUCUACCAUUAUAUUGGCAGCAAGUGAUGAUAUUUAUGGUGUAUUCUGUGGCGCCUUAUCCGGUCAUUUUAUUUGUACUGGCAUUGCCGUACUUGGCGGUCGUAUCAUAUCUCAAAUGAUUUCAGUCAAAACUGUCACUAUACUGGGUGCAUUCAUUUUCCUUUUAUUCGCAAUAUUAGGCAUAUUUAUUAAUUGAUUUUAAAUAUUUGUUAAAGUUGUCAUUUUUUUAAUUAUUAUUAUCAUCAUCAGCGGCCAAUCACCUAUUAAUGGAUUACUGAUUCAACGUUGUUCGAUGAUCUCAUUUCACCCAACAAAGAAUUCAUAAAGACAUUUAUUCAGACUUUCUU
This is a messenger RNA of Dermatophagoides pteronyssinus (European house dust mite), 1067 nucleotides long. RefSeq names its product putative divalent cation/proton antiporter TMEM165. Gene Ontology annotation, molecular function: calcium ion transmembrane transporter activity; manganese ion transmembrane transporter activity. Lineage: Eukaryota; Metazoa; Arthropoda; Arachnida; Sarcoptiformes; Pyroglyphidae. Gene Ontology annotation, biological process: manganese ion transmembrane transport; calcium ion transmembrane transport; Golgi calcium ion transport. Gene Ontology annotation, cellular component: Golgi apparatus. The record is from RefSeq and is a predicted model, not a curated record.